AUGCCUGGAGACACAGAAGAAAGUGUUGCCCGAAGCCUUCAAACGACAGAUUUUGUCUUUGACCGAAGCCAGCGCGUCUGUGGAAACCAGGAUGGUGUUGGCCUACUCCAAGAACUCCGAGGCUUGCGUAAAAGGGUUGAAGAGUCAGAAAAAGCGUUGGAGGAGACGAAUAGCAACUUCAGAAAAGCGUUAGAGGAGACGAAGAGCGAGUCUCAGAGAGCAUACGACGCCUCAAUCAUGACCAUGAUGGAGCUUCGAGCGCCGAUUUAUCAACUACAUUCAGGUCACAAGGUAGGCCCAAGUUAUCGAGCAAAAAGAAAUGCAGUCGCUCACGGCGGCUCCAUACUGAUGGACAUUACGAUCUUGCGCCAUCUACUCAGCAGCCGUGGCCGCACUACCGUUUUUACCAAAUGGGCCACCGGGUUUGAAGAUAUCUACGGGAUACCCUUCCGCUAUGUCGAAACUCUUUCUCAAGACUCUAAAAUGGUGUCCGUCCUGAACAUUUACGCCGAUACACUACUUCUCCACAUGUAUGCUUCCUAUGAUGAGAGCGAAACUAUCCAAAAAAUGUGCAAGGUAAUUUUGAGACAAUGGAAAGUUGCCGUGGAUAGCGAACGGGAUCCAGAAUGUAUCUUUGAUGGGGAAGCUCUUUUGACGAUGUAUAAUAAGAUUGUGGAGUUACAUAGUGCAGCCGAGCCAUAG
Molecule: messenger RNA, 702 nt
Organism: Trichophyton benhamiae CBS 112371
Lineage: Eukaryota; Fungi; Ascomycota; Eurotiomycetes; Onygenales; Arthrodermataceae
Exons: 1
Coding region: 1-702 (233 amino acids)
Source: RefSeq, a predicted model, not a curated record